Messenger RNA from Suncus etruscus (white-toothed pygmy shrew), 764 nucleotides. It is a transcript of the gene ROPN1L, whose product is annotated as rhophilin associated tail protein 1 like. Lineage: Eukaryota; Metazoa; Chordata; Mammalia; Eulipotyphla; Soricidae. The record is from RefSeq and is a predicted model, not a curated record.
CGAAGGGAGGGCGAGGGCGAUGCCGCUGCCGGACACCAUGUUCUGCGCGCAGCAGAUCCACAUCCCCCCGGAGCUGCCCGACAUCCUGAAGCAGUUCACCAAGGCUGCCAUCCGCACUCAGCCGGCCGACGUGCUGCAGUGGUCCGCGGGGUAUUUCUCAGCACUGUCCCGCGGAGCCCCACUGCCCGUGAAGGACAGGGUGGAGAUGCCUACGGCCACUCAGAAGACGGACACGGGUCUGACUCAAGGGCUCCUCAAGAUCCUGCACAAGCAGUGUGGCCACAAGCAAUUUGUGAAUCUCGAUGACCUAGAGCAGAAAUGGAGAAACCUGUGCUUGCCCAUCGAGAAAUUCCAGGCCAUCCUGCAGCUGGACCCGCGCACUGAGAAAAUUGAGUGGAUCAAGUUUUUAGCGCUCUGCUGCAGCUCGCUGGGUGGGACACUGAACUCGGCCAUGCGGCAUGUCUGUGAGAUCCUAAGUACCCGACCCCCGACUCGGCCUAUCCCCUUCGAGAUCUUCUCAGAUGUCUACCAGUACCUGUGGGGCCUUGAGCGCUCCGGCUCCGAGAUUGAGAUGCAGUCGUAUCUGGCCUCACUCAAGCUGACCAUAGACGCGAAAAACAACAGCAGUAUGAUUGGACCCGCCGAUUUCUUCUACGCGAAGAAGGUAGUUGUGUAAGCGCCCCGGAAGAGGGCUCGGCAGCCACGUGUGGGGGAGAGAGAGAGAGAGAAAGAUAGAGUGGCAAAUACAGCUUCUCUUGAACACA